This is a messenger RNA of Lucilia cuprina (Australian sheep blowfly), 3630 nucleotides long. RefSeq names its product irregular chiasm C-roughest protein (gene rst). Gene Ontology annotation, cellular component: cell-cell junction. The transcript has 6 exons. The coding region runs from base 367 to 2616 and encodes 749 amino acids. Gene Ontology annotation, molecular function: cell adhesion molecule binding. Gene Ontology annotation, biological process: cell-cell adhesion. Lineage: Eukaryota; Metazoa; Arthropoda; Insecta; Diptera; Calliphoridae. The record is from RefSeq and is a predicted model, not a curated record.
AUACAAAAUAAUAUUUAAAUUUUUAAUAAAAAUUCAAAAACUAUCAAAAUAUAACCUUUUAAUUAAGUGUUAUUAAAACUUCUAAAAUUUUAACACAUACUAAGACAAAAAAAAACACUUAUAAAACAACAAUUAGGAGUUAUUUUAUACCAACAACAAUUUCCUCUUCAACACACUUCAACUUAAACAUAUUUCUAUGGAUUUCGUUAUAAAAAUGCAGCCUUUAUUCGGAUAACAAACACUAAUUUCUUUUUAUUAUUUUUAACAAAAAUAAAAAAGAAACAAAAUAUUUAUUUUUUGUUUACAAAACUUUUGAUUUAAUCUCUAUUAAAUCAUUUUAAACACUCUUCAAACUCCCUCAACACCAUGGCUUGCAGCACUAGCAAUACUUACUCCAUAAAACUACUAAUCAUUUCCUGGCUGUGUUGUUUUCUCUCGCUGCCUUAUUGUCAUGGCAAAUCUUCCAGUCUCUUUACACAAUUUCAAAAUCAACGUUUUGCCAUGGAACCGCAAGAUCAAACGGCGGUAGUGGGUGCUCGGGUGACACUACCCUGUAGAGUCAUAAACAAACAGGGUGUUUUACAAUGGACGAAAGAUGACUUUGGUUUGGGUACCUCUAGGGAUUUGGCUGGGUUUGAACGUUACUCUAUGAUCGGUAGUGAUGAAGAGGGUGACUAUUCUCUAGAUAUUUAUCCAGUGAUGUUAGAUGAUGAUGCCCGCUAUCAGUGUCAAGUAAGUCCCGGACCCGAAGGACAACCGGCUGUGAGAUCAACGUUUGCCAAAAUAACGGUAUUAGUACCACCAGAGGCACCAAAAAUUAUCCAAGGUGAUGUUAUACACACCACCGAAGAUCGUAAAGUUGAUAUAGAAUGUGUAUCGGUGGGUGGUAAACCGGCUGCAGAAAUUACUUGGAUCGAUGGCUUUGGCAACGUAAUAACCGAUAAUAUAGAAUAUACCAUUAUACCUUUACCAGAUCUUAGAAGAUUUACUGCCAAAUCAGUGCUGAAACUAACACCCAAAAAGGAACAUCACAAUACCACUUUUACAUGUCAAGCUCAGAAUACCGCCGAUCGCACAUAUCGUUCUGUUAAAAUAAAACUAGAAGUGAAAUAUGCUCCCAAAGUUAGGGUUAAUGUAAUAGGCGGUGCUGUCGGUAAUGGACGUAUACUGGAACAUUCUCAAGUUAGACUCGAGUGUAAAGCAGAUGCUAAUCCCAGUGAUGUUCGCUACAAAUGGUAUAUAAAUGAUGAACCUAUUAGUGGCGGUCAAAAAACAGAAAUGGUUAUACGCAAUGUUACUAGAAAAUUCCAUGAUGCCAUAGUUAAAUGUGAAGUUCAAAAUUCCAUAGGCAAAAGUGAGGACAGUGAAACCUUGGAUAUUAGCUAUGGUCCCACCUUCAAAGAAAAACCUCGUUCCAUGGAGGCUGAUAUUGGCAGUUUGGUUACUUUGAAUUGUGAGGUUGAUGGUAAUCCUACACCCGAUAUUGUUUGGAUACAACACCCCAUUGAUAGGGUGGUAGGCUCCAGUCCCAAUUUAACCUUCAGUGUUAGCAACGAAACUGCCGGUCGUUAUUAUUGCAAGGCUAAUGUACCCGGUUAUGCUGAGAUCUCAGCCGAUGCUUAUGUCUAUCUAAAAGGUUCACCCACCAUUUCAUCGGCACGCACACAAUACGGUUUGAUUGGUGAUACAGCGCGUAUUGAGUGUUUUGCCACAUCGGUGCCGCGUGCACGUCAUGUCUCUUGGACAUUUAAUGGCCAUGAAAUCAGUUCGGAAUUGGGUCAUGACUAUUCGGUUUUAGUGGAUGCUGUACCGGGUGGUGUGAAAUCGACCUUAAUUAUACGUGACAGUCAAUCUUAUCAUUAUGGCAAAUACAACUGUACGGUGGUUAAUGAUUAUGGCAAUGAUGUGGCCGAAAUAAAUCUACAGGCACAAAAAAGCGUUCCUUUGCUAAUGACCAUAGUGGGUGGCAUAUCAGCUGUGGCUCUAUUAAUGAUCAUUACCAUUCUAGUGGUAGUAUAUUUCAAAUGUAAAAAACGUUCAAAACUUCCACCUGCCGAUGUUAUAAGUGAGCAUCAAAUUACCAAGAAUGGUGGUGUUGGUUCUUGCAAAAUGGAACCUGGUGAUCGUACUUCCAAUUAUAGUGAUCUCAAAGUUGAUAUCUCGGGUGGUUAUGUACCAUAUGGUGAUUACACCACACACUAUAGUCCACCACCACAAUAUCUCACCACUUGUUCUACCAAAUCGAAUGGCAGUUCGACUAUUAUACAAAACAAUCAUCAAAAUCAUAUACAACAACAACUGCAACAACAACAGCAGCAGCAACAACAAAGUCUACCCAUGACCUUUUUGUCAUCGAAUGGCAAUGGCAGUUUAACUGGUAGUAUUAUAGGCUCCCGGGAAAUACGUCAGGAGAAUGGUCUUCCCAGUUUACAAUCCACCACAGCCUCCGUGGUGAGUUCAUCUCCCAACGGUAGUUGUAGCAAUCAAAGUACCGCCACUCAUGUGGUAACUGCCACACCCGCCUCAGCGGUAGAUCCACGUUUUAGUGCCAUUUAUGGCAAUCCUUAUUUAAGAUCAUCGAAUUCCUCCCUACUGCCACCACCAACAGCUGUUUAAGGUAAAACAAAAUUGUAUUUUUUUUAUAUAAAAUAAAUUAGACAAAGACAACAAACAAAAAGAUAAUUAACUAUUGAGAAUAUAAUUAUAAUUAAAAGAAAGACUGAAAUUGUAAAUAAUACAUAAACUGGCAUUCUAUUUAUAUAUUCACCGCGAGGUGUUUAUGAAAAAAUAUUAAAAAAAAACAAAGUCAUACUUUUAAACAAAAACACACAACCAUCUAAAACUCUAAGGAGACUUUAAAGUGGAAAUUUUGGAUUGAUUUCUAAGUAGAAAAAGUACUUUGAUAUGAUUUAUUCACCACCAUUUGCCAUGAGAGAGCAGAAAUUUAUUCUUCAAGAAAUUUAAUAGAAUAUUAAUAAUUAAAGAGAUAUAAAACGUUGUUAAUUGUAUUAAACUUUCCCAAGGAAUUUUUAAAAUUCACCUCAGAAUAUAAUUUUGAAACUCAUUCAUUGAAACUUUUUGAUUUUUACCUCGGUUUAACUAAAAAAGCUUUUUAAGUUUAUUAUAACAUUUUAAGCGAUGUAUAUUCAAGAUCUUGGUGAGUUUCACAAAAAAGUGGGAUAUUAGUGGUGAAAUUUUUAAAUUCACCUUACUAUGUUGAAUUUAAUAAAAAAUGCUAUAUGUAAAGAAAUAUUCAUUAAGGAAUAAAUUACAAUGUUUUUUCUUCUUAUUAAUCUUAUUUAUGGCAGUGAUGAAAUUUUUUCAAUCCACCUUUCCGUGGUGAGUUUCUUAAAAAUGCUCUAUUUGAUGAAAUGUUAAUAUAGAUAUAAAUUAAAUUGCUUCUUUCUGCAUACUAACGUUUUUUUUCUGCCGGUGGUGAACUUUUUCACUUCACCUUACCGUGGUGAGUUUCUUAAAAACGAUAUAUUUGAUGAAAUAUUCAUUGGCCCCUAUUCUGCAUUUCAUACUAACCCCCUCAUUUUAUAAAACGAAACUUUCGUUAACGUAAAUAAUUUGUAUGAAGAAUACUGGGAAAUUUUUGAAAAUUUUAAUUUUUUCCAUACAAAUUUU